AUGGAUUUGGUGGUGAGGGAUACGAGGGAGAGGGAUACGAGGGAGAGGGAUACGAGGGAGAGGGAUACGAGGGAGAGGGAUACGAGGGAGAGGGAUACGAGGGAGAGGGAUACGAGGGAGAGGGAUACGAGGGAGAGGGAUACGAGGGAGAGGGAUACGAGGGAGAGGGAUACGAGGGAGAGGGAUACGAGGGAGAGGGAUACGAGGGAGAAUGCUAUAGCGAAGCGGGAGCGUGAGGACUUAUAUCGAGCGAUAUCGUAUUAA
This is a messenger RNA of Botrytis deweyae, 264 nucleotides long. RefSeq lists its product as uncharacterized. Bases 1 to 264 code for a protein of 87 amino acids. The transcript has a single exon. The record is from RefSeq and is a predicted model, not a curated record. NCBI's taxonomy places the organism in Eukaryota, Fungi, Ascomycota, Leotiomycetes, Helotiales, Sclerotiniaceae.